AUGGCCUCGAUUGGCCAUUUGAAUUUCAUUGUAACAUCGGGAAACACUUAUUUAGUGGAAAAGGUGUCAGUUCAAUCCAGUAAGAGAGGCGUUGGUGGUGAAGCCAAUUGUGGGGUUGUCCCUGCCAAGGGAAGAGAGGAGAUGUUGUGGGUAUGUGAUUUCCAUUUGUGGAGAUGGAUUUUGAGGCAAUGGCGGCGGGUAAUGAUAGUAAUGGUAGAUAUGAAGGCUUACAGAAUUCCAGAAAUCAAAGUUUAG
This is a messenger RNA of Ilex paraguariensis (yerba mate), 255 nucleotides long. Lineage: Eukaryota; Viridiplantae; Streptophyta; Magnoliopsida; Aquifoliales; Aquifoliaceae. The record is from the annotation of a GenBank genome assembly.